This is a messenger RNA of Colletotrichum siamense, 1089 nucleotides long. RefSeq lists its product as uncharacterized. NCBI's taxonomy places the organism in Eukaryota, Fungi, Ascomycota, Sordariomycetes, Glomerellales, Glomerellaceae. The transcript has a single exon. The record is from RefSeq and is a predicted model, not a curated record. The coding region runs from base 1 to 1089 and encodes 362 amino acids.
AUGCACUCCACCAAGUUCCUGGCAGCCAUCCUGGCUGUAGCCGGCACGGGUUUGGCCAUGCCCCUGGAGGCACCUAUCGCCACUCCGGCUUCCCCUUCCGCCGUCCCGGCCGUGGAGGGUCUUAAGGAGUCGUGGGUUGGCUGUGACAACGGUCAUUGCCCCCCCGAGGACCCCAGCCCCUGGUCGAAGAAGGCCAAGGAGCGUUGGGCAGCGAAGAAGGCCAAGAUGCCAAAGAAGACCUCGAAGCCCAAGGACCUCAGCCCCGAGGAGUUCGAGAAAGAGGUUGAUGAGUUUUGGGCCGAGAAGAUUCAGAAGUUUAAGGAGCGUUUAGCAGCGAAGAAGGCUAAUACGCCGGAGAGCCCUCCCAAGCCUGCGGAUUCUCCGUGCAACAAGGACAAGAGAGACGCGGCUGUCGACGCCGCCUGCGCAACCGACGAUGACGGCUUCAGAAAGCUGUCGCCGGAGGCCAUCAGCGCCAUCCUCAACGCCGCCCCGGGGCCCGUCGUGGCCAAGUCAAUGACCGCCGCCGCAGACAAGAUUCUGCCCAACGAGGCCGUCGAGAAGAUCCGCGGCCGUCCUGGCCCCGGCGUCGUCGCCCCUACCGCAGCCUUCUCGGGUCCUCUCAAGCUGACCAAGAGGCCCGCCCGCACGUCCUCGGCCACCGGUACUCCUACCGCGUCCUCGGCCACUGGUACCUCUACCGCGUCCUCGGCUGCCGGUAUCCCUACCACGCCCUCAGCUACCGGUAGCUCUACCGCCGCUACGGCGACCGGCACGACCACUCCCAAGGUGACCUCCGUCGGGGUGACCGGGACGCCCGCCCGCCCAUCCGCCACCGGUACGGCGACCGGCACCACCGCCCCCACAAAGGCCCACCUCGCGGCCCGGGACUACCCCUCCAACUUCGCGGACCUCGUCCGCGUCGGGCCCCAGAUCGAGAAGAAGACGGCUUUGUCGAAGCGUGGUCGGAUCACUCGGAUCCCAGUGUUGGAUGCUGCUACCCGCGAGCGUCUCAUUAGAGAGGGCGAGAUCAUUGUCCUCACGGGAAAGCGCAAGCCGGGCACCAAGCCUAAGCAUCAUCAGUCUUGA